GUGACGUCACUCCUCAUCCGCGGCAGAGAGAGAGAGCGGCGGCGAUCCGCUGCGGAGGAUGCCUACCCCGCUGCGGGGAUAACCGCCAGGCGAGAUGGCCGUUACUUUCUUCCUCGUCACAUCCCGCACCGCGACGACCCCUCGGCACCCAUGAAGCCCCCGUUGAUGAAGCCAAAACCGGCCAAAGCAAGGCGGAAAGAGGCCACUGAGCGAGAGAAUGUACUGGCGCGUCGGGUUCGCCUGGACGCGCUCGUGUGUGGUUGAUCUUGGCCGGAACCAGAGCUUCUCCUUCGGCCUGGGCGGCUCCGAUGAGCAGCUCUCGUUUUAUGGGUACAUCAUCGCCUACCCUCUGCAGGACUACGGCGGGAUCAUGUCGGCCCUUGGGUCGGACUCGUGGUGGCGGAAAACGCUUUAUCUUGCCGGGGGCGCUCUGCUCGCCACCGCUGCCUAUCUAUUGCACGAGCUGCUCGCCAUCAGGAAAGAACAGGAGCUGAACUCUAAAGAUGCCAUCAUCCUCCACCAGUUCUCCAGGCCAAAGAGCGGUGUCCCUUCCCUCUCCCCCUUCUGCCUCAAGAUAGAAACCUACCUACGCAUGGUAGACCUGCCCUACCAGAACUACUUUGAUGGGAAGCUUUCUCCCCAGGGGAAGAUGCCAUGGUUAGAGUACAACCAGGAGCAGGUGUCUGGUACAGAGUUCAUCAUCGACUUCCUGGAGGAGAAGCUGGGCGUGAGCCUCAACAAGAACCUCAGUUCCCAGGAGAAGGCUGUGUCCCGGGCUGUCACGAAGAUGGUGGAGGAACACUUCUACUGGACCAUAGCGUACUGUCAGUGGGUGGACAACCUGGAGGAGACCCAGAAGAUGCUGGCGGUGAGUGGGCCGCUGAGUGACCUACUCAAGUGGAUCCUGAGUCACCUGACCGGCGGCAUCGUGAAGAGAGAGAUGUACGGCCACGGGAUUGGACGGUUCACCAAGGAGGAGGUCUACACUCUGAUGGAGAAAGACAUGCGGACGCUGGCCACCCUGCUCGGUGAUAAGAAGUACCUGAUGGGUCCUAAGCUGUCCAUGGUGGAUGCCACUGUGUUCAGCCAUCUAGCCCCUGCUAUGUGGACCCUGCCGGGCACACGGCCAGAGCAGCUCAUCAAAGGCGAGCUGAUCAACCUGGCCAUGUACUGUGAGAGGAUCCGCCGGCGCUUCUGGCCCGAGUGGUUUGUUGAUCUGGAGGACUUCUGUUACGAUGACACCACAGAGGACGAUGACUCCCUGUCCAAACUCCAAGACCUGGGGCUGUAUUCCCGCACAGACACCUUCCAGGAUGAGGCCAGUCCUCCUCACACACACACACACACACACACAAUCUCCCCAGACAGUGACCGCACAGGCCACUCGCUCUACGACUCGGACAUGGACACGGAGUGCUCCGAGAUGGAGCAGCUCAAGUGUUGACCGCCAUAUGACUCACACACGACACACACACUCCGCCCCCAUACAGUGCCCUCUACCUGUUGAGGAGGGAAUAACUACUGGGGAGCAUUUCUAUUGCCAGUGGCUGUUGUUGCCUGUGCUAAUGAGGGAUGGUAUCAGAGCUUCUACACACAAUGUGCUAGAGGAACAAAAGACUGAAUAUUGAGAUAAAGGAAUAACAAGAUAGAGAAAAUAAGGGUAAUAUAGCAAUAGAGAAAGAGCCCAAGAGGGAUAGAGAGAGGAAAAUGUCAACCUGGAAGAGAUAAAAGGGAAAGAGAGAAGGAUGGAGAAAAGAGUUGCAAAAGAAAGAUCAGGAAUUAAUGACGCAAUCACUGAGCAACUCCUCCACCUGGGUGAUGUCAACACCUGUCUCCCAGUUUCCUGUUGUCGAGUUACCACGGCAACUGUGUGUGUGUUACCUGUGUUCCCCAAUUGAGCUGCAUUGCCCCAACCAUGUGUGUUUGACAUACUGACCCCCUGACUUGCAUCCUUGCAAAAUAUGAGUCAUUAUAUUGAUAUUAUAUAUGAUAUGUGGGGAACUGUUCAGGCAAGAUGUGAAUGAGUACAGUUCAAUAUGAGUAUAAAUAGUAUAGAUAGCCUGCAAAUUAUAUAUAUUAUCCCAAUGUCCUAUAAUGUAAAUACUUUGUGUGGUUCUUCUGUACAACCUCUCAGUGCUUGUUUGAUAUGACCAAACUUCCUGGUGACCUUCAACUAACCCCUUGUGCUGGUCUAGGUUUUAGGAAUUCUAAUGCAUCUAUUUCUACCCAGAUGACUGACACUUUGCAUCUGCAGUCAGGUCUUAACCCAUCAUUGAGUAUUUCCUCAGUCCUUUGUAGAAUGGUCAUUGAUGUUGAGGGUGAGUUUCAGAUGCUGUGGAUUGAGGGGACAUCUCAAUAAUCUAAAGUGGAUUCAUCUCAAUAAUCUAAAGUGUCUUCCUUUCCUCGUCUCCUCUCCUUCAUCUGCACAGAUCUGAAAACAUUGGAUAGGUGAAAGCAAUAUGGUAGAUGAUUACUGGAACUUUAUUCCACUUGUCCAAUUCUUUCACAUCAGAUGAAGAAGAGGAGGAGAGGCGGCUACUUGAGAUCUUUAGUUGUGUGUAUGUACAUUCAGCCAUUGAGAGCGGAUGAAAUAACCAUGUAGAAAUAGACUAAAUAGACUAGAUAUACUUGGAGGUGCAUGGCUAAUAGGUGCCAAUGAAAAUCACACUACCUUGCUGGUUAUCUGUUAUCUACGUUUCUACGCUUCCCUGUUUUAAUGUUUAUUGUGAUGCAGUCUCUGUGUGUGUGUGCCUCAGGCCAGAGAAAGCUCACAAAGAUGCAAUAGAUUGAAAUAACUAUUAGGCCUUUGCCCAGCCUCUCUGUUCUCAUCAAAUACAUGGCGUGUCUACUCCCCUUUUAGAAUGAAUUGAUUCUAGAAAUAGAAGGAAUAGAAUGGCCAUUGUUACUUAUAGCAUCAAUUCACUCUAUGCUAUGCAUGAAACAACUACUAUAAUCCACAGUGUUGAUUGCCAGUCUUAUUUAAUAGUAGGCUACAGUAUGUGGAAUAGUGAAACAGUCUACUCUAAUCUUUCUAUUUCUAGUGCAUCGCUGAUGUAUGAUGGUGAGAUGUGGACAUUACAAGUGUUUGUCAUUCAGCGGACGCUUGUUGGUCCUGUGUGUGCGUGUAACAGAGGGUGUAGAAUUCUGUCCAUAUGGUGCAUCAAUGAGUCAUCGUACCUCGUGAGUUGAUUUUGAGGCGUACACCAUUUAUUCAUGCUGGGUGCUAACAGCUGACCCUAUACAGAUACAGACAGAUACAGAUACAGACAGAUACAG
Oncorhynchus mykiss (rainbow trout) is the source of this 3276-nucleotide messenger RNA. RefSeq names its product failed axon connections homolog, metaxin like GST domain containing a (gene faxca). Gene Ontology annotation, cellular component: cytoplasm. NCBI's taxonomy places the organism in Eukaryota, Metazoa, Chordata, Actinopteri, Salmoniformes, Salmonidae. The record is from RefSeq and is a predicted model, not a curated record.